Messenger RNA from Hyla sarda, 6851 nucleotides. It is a transcript of the gene CRAT, whose product is annotated as carnitine O-acetyltransferase. Gene Ontology annotation, cellular component: peroxisome. Lineage: Eukaryota; Metazoa; Chordata; Amphibia; Anura; Hylidae. Gene Ontology annotation, biological process: carnitine metabolic process, CoA-linked. The record is from RefSeq and is a predicted model, not a curated record. Gene Ontology annotation, molecular function: carnitine O-acetyltransferase activity.
UAUUUGCAAACAUUUGCCGUGCACUUGAGUGGAGGACGUCUCCUGAGUUAUACAUGUCCCGGGGGGGGUAGAGGAGGAGAGGGGAUUUAGGGGUUGUGUGUGAGGGGACCCCGCGACAAUAUGGCCGCUGCGCCCCACCCUGGCAUCCUAUGGUCAACCCAGCAGAGUUGUGUAGGCAAUGAAGUUUCCCUGUGACUGACAGGACGGCGGUGACAGCUCCGGGGGACUUUGCACUGAGGACUGAUAUCUGUGCCCUGGGGAAGAUAUGUUGUCCUUCAUAGCCAGGAGCAUGGCCAAGCCGGCUCGCUUAGUGAGGCCAGUGUCAGUGGUAAAGCUGCCGGGUAGGUACUUGGCACACCAAGAGGGGCUGCCUCAUUUUCCGGUACCCCCGUUGCAGCAGACGCUGGACAAGUACCUUCUGGCCUUAAAGCCACUGGUCUCUGAAGAAGAAUGGAACCAGACCCACAUGCUGGUAGAAGAUUUCCGGACAUCUGGAGUGGGAGAGCGGCUGCAGAUGGGUCUCGAGAGGAGAGCAAAGAAACGUGAAAACUGGCUCGCUGACUGGUGGCUGCAGACGGCUUACCUAGAAUACCGUCUGCCGGUGGUGGUUCACUCGAGCCCCGGGGUGGUUUUGCCGAAACAAGAUUUUGCAGACAGGCAGGGGCAGCUAAGAUUUGCUGCAAAGCUGAUUGAGGGCGUUCUGGACUUUAAAGCCAUGAUAGACAAUGAGACCAUCCCUGUGGAGUAUCUGGGUGGUAAACCUCUAUGUAUGAAUCAGUACUACCAAAUUCUGUCAUCGUGUCGAAUUCCUGGCCCUAAGCGUGACUCCGUGGUGAACUACAGUCAAGUGAAGAAACCCCCCACGCACAUAACUGUGGUCCAUAACUUCCAGUUCUUUGAGCUAGACGUGUAUAACAGCGAUGGCAGCCCCCUUACCGAAGAUCAGAUUUUUAUUCAGCUGGAGAAGAUCUGGGGGACGUCCCUACAGACGAACAAGGAGCCCAUUGGCAUCUUGACUUCGAAUCACAGGAACAGCUGGGCCAAGGCCUACAACAACCUCAUCAAAGAUAAAAUCAACAAGGAGUCGGUGCGCUCGAUCGAGAAGAGCAUCUUCACUGUUUGCCUGGACGGCCCGAUGCCCAAGGUCUCUGAUGAACUCUACAAGAGCCGCGUGGCUGCUCAGAUGCUGCAUGGCGGAGGCAGCCGCCUGAACAGUGGCAACAGGUGGUUUGACAAGACCCUUCAGUUCAUAGUGGCAGAGGACGGGUCUUGUGGGCUGAUAUAUGAACACGCUCCUGCAGAAGGACCGCCUAUCGUGGCCUUGCUCGACCACGUCGUUGAAUACACGAAGAAGCCGGAUCUGGUGAGGUCACCGAUGAUUCCACUACCAAUGCCUAAGAAACUUCGCUUCAACAUCACUCCAGAAAUCAAGAACGACAUUGACAAAGCCAAGCAGAACCUGAACAUAAUGGUUCACGACCUGGAUGUUAAAGUGAUCGUUUUUGAGGGGUUUGGGAAAAAUUUCCCAAAGUCAGAAAAGUUGAGCCCGGAUGCCUUUAUCCAAAUAGCGCUCCAGCUGGCCUAUUACCGGAUGUAUGGAAGGGCCUGCGCUACCUAUGAGAGCGCAUCAUUACGAAUGUUCCGCCUAGGAAGGACCGACACUAUUCGCUCUGCCUCUGUGGCGUCCCUGGAGUUUGUUCAAGGAAUGGAGGAUUCUGCGAAACAGAACCUAGAGAAGGUGGAUCUACUCAGAAAAGCGGUUCAAGCCCAUCGUGCCUACACAGACAUGGCAAUUAAUGGAAAAGCCAUAGACCGACAUCUUCUGGGGCUAAAGAUUCAAGCCAUUGAGGACUUGGUCAGCAUACCGGAGCUCUUCAUGGAUACGUCCUAUGCUGUGGCGAUGCAUUUCAACCUCUCCACCAGCCAGGUGCCUGCCAAAACAGAUUGUGUCAUGUGCUUCGGCCCGGUGGUGCCCGACGGGUAUGGCGUUUGUUACAACCCCAUGGAAGAGCACAUCAACUUCUCCGUGUCCGCAUUCAACAGUUGUGCCGAAACCAACGCAGCAAGGAUGGCGCAUUACUUGGAGCAGGCUCUUUGUGAUGCAGAAGCUGAUCCAGAGUACCCCCAAGUCCAAGCUCUAACCGCCAUACCGAGCUGAAAAUUGUAACCGUAAUCUACGGUGCGUUAACCAGGCCACCAGUCAGCAAGCACUGAGAGACUACAGCAGCCAUAUACGAUGCCCAUUGCUUCUGGGACUAGCAUACGGGUACUAAUCGUAAUAGUCAAAGUUCACUAACUCCAAGGAACUCCUCAAAGAAAGGAGAUUUAUCACAAAAGAUAGAGGCGGUGCUCAUAGUCUGACUGGUUGUGAUAAAUCUCCCACACAAAAAUUACUCUGAUUUUAUAGAAAUUUGAGUGGUGAUUUUAUUACUUACGAGAAACUCAUUUUUUGGGGGGGGUUCUGGGGCAAUGACUAUCACGUGCAACGUUUGUUUACUGGCUAGGAAGUUUGUUUUUCUGGUGCUUGUGCGAGAUCUACAUGUAUAGACUGGUAAAGGUGCACACUAACCUAGGUGUCCCCUCUAAAUGGGUGACCUUAAAGAUUCCGAUAUGGUAAAUGUAUCGCUCAUCCAUGGGAUAGGUGGUCUGACCCUGGGACCCCCACUGAUCACUAGAAUUGAGGCCCUUUGAGGCUCUAUCCACUCUCUAUGGCUGUAUUCCCAACCAGUUUGCCUCCAGCUGUUGCAAAACAACAACUCCCAGCAUGCCCGGACAGCCGAAGGCUGUCCGGGCGUGCUGGGAGUUGUCGUUUUGCAACAGCUGGAGGCACCCUGGUUGGGAAACAUCAUUCUAUAAGAGUACAGCACAUCUUCAGUCCCAUAGCGAGUAAAUGAAGCAGUGGUCAACCAUGUGAAUUACUGCUUCAUUCACUCAGCAGCACUCGGGACCGGCAUUCUUGUGAUCAGUGGUUGGACCCCCUGACAUCAGAUACUUAUCACCUACCUUGUGUAUAGGUGGUAAGUUAUCUAUGGAUUACACCUUUUUAAGGUCCAUAUGUGGUUCAAUACAGGGGGUUUGGAAGUUUUGCACAUAAUAGGAUAAAGGUUUCUAAAGAUUGUAGCUUGCGACACGGAUCCCCCCAAUAUGUGUUCUUGAUGUGCACUUUAUGGAAGUAUUAGCGGUUGCCCUAAAUUUGUGAAAAUGGCUGCUUUCUGGUAGAGCCCCUCUUUUCUGUGGGCUGUGUCCGGUAUUGCAGCUCUGCCCCAACUAAGUUCUUAUAGAGCCCCAAAAAUAAGAAUGAAUUAUCAUUAAAUACCGUAGCUUAGGAUGCUCGGUCACACACCAUUUGUACAGUUUCUUGAUACGCCCUUCCGUUCCUGAGAGGGUUUAUAGUUGAAAGUUUAGGGAAUCAGUCAAAUGGGUGGGGCUUAAUUUUUAAUAAUGGGAGUGACUAUCAGGUGAUGGUCGGGAUUAUACAGUCAGGGGGUGUGUAUUAAGGAUACACGCUCCUCAAUGUACAACAUUCACACCACCAGACUGUAUAAUCCCGCCCAUAAACUGCUAGUCACUCCUAUUUUUUAACGGUAAGUCCCGCCCAUCUGACUCCCUGAAUUGUUAGUGUACCUGUCAGCCCCCCCCCCAAAAAAAAAUAUAUAUAUAUUGCUCAGCAUCUUAUCCUGAUCAUGCACAUAUCAUUUUUAUGUGUCUAUGACCUAUAUUUCUCUCAGAAUUAGCUUUAUUUCUGAUUUACGUUAAUGUUGUCUACUAGAAGCAGGGAGGCGGGUCCCUUUAUUCUCCUCAGGUGAUAACCACUCCCCCUAUCUCACUCUCCUCAGUCACUGGUCUUAGGAGUGAAUAUCUGUAACCCUUUCCUUUCUGGUUUUAUGCUAUACACACACACUGUGUUCUUACUGCUUUUGCAGAACUACAGCUCCCGGCAUGCCCACACAUCCUUUGAGUUGUAGUUUUGCAACAGCUGGAGGCAUAUGAUUGGUAAAAAUGAAAAAUUUACAGCAGUGUUGCUGCAGGCUGUGUUCCUCCUACUGUUGCAAAACUACAACUCCCAGCUUGCCCACACAUCAUUCGGCUGUGCAGGCAUGCUGGGAGUUGUAGUUUUGCAACAGCUGGAGGCAUAUGAUUGUAGUCCGCCAGUAUUAGAUACACACACAUUGACUUCAUUUAUUCAUACACAUGCACAUUACCUAGACAACACAGAUUUACACACAUAUAUAUAUAUCCACAAACACAUAUAAACAUGCAGGGACACUUUAAACAAAAAAAUCCUCCAUUCUGUCCCCAUCUUUAGUCACCAGCAUCUUUCAUCAUCUGCUCACAGGCAGCAGUGUACUCCCGCCCCUUCUCACAGGCAGCAGUGUACUCCCGCCCCUUCUCACAGGCAGCAGUGUACUCCCGCCCCUUCUCACAGGCAGCAGUGUAAUCCCGACCCUUCUCCUCACAGGCAGCAGUGUACUCCCGACCCUUCCCCCUUCUCCUCACAGGCAGCAGUGCACUCCCUCCCCUUCCCCUCACAGGCAGCAGUGUACUCCCGCCCCUCCCCCCUUCUCACACAGGAGACUGAAGUAAACACAGAGAGUGAGGGAGCCAAUCACAGCAGCUUUAGAUCUGCAGACCUGUCAAUCAUGAAGUGGGUCCAUGACGUAGGUGAUGACGAGUGGACACAGCCAGGCUGGUAUGUAUCCCAGGAAGCAGUUUUUUUUUUAAAUACUGAAAAUGUUUUAAUGAAAGCAAUUUCAAAAACCUAUUGGUUUUGAAUUGCUUUACAACAUAUCAAAAGUUUUUAUAUCUGACAGUGCCCAUUUAAACUUUAAACCCUCAGAUCUCAGGAACAGAAGGGCGUAUCAAACUGUAAAAAUUUGUGUGAUCAGGGUACCCCUAUCUAUUUCAUGACAGUAAAAUGUAAAUUUUUAGGGGUUGGCCUAAAAAGAACUGCAGCGGAUUUUGCUACUGCUUACUUUAAUGGGUUCAAAGGAAAAUCUGCAAAUCUGUCUCUAUUGCGGAUUUUCUGCUGACCCAUUGAAGUCAAUGGUAGUAAAAUCCGCAGAUUUUCCACAGCAGAAAAUCCGCAGGUAAUAUCCCCCCGUGAACGUACCCUUAGUGUACAUUCAGACAAGUGGAUCCACAAUGUAUUUUACGCUGCGGAUCAGCCGCCGAAGGACCCCUACAGGGUGCCUUUUAGAUGUGCCUGCUCGGAGAGGCAAUACGCCUCUACGAGCAGACACACUACUGCGAUGUGGGAGUUGCUCACACACAUCGCAGCCACUCCCCUGCUCCCUAAGCUAGGCCAAGAGCAGCCACGAAAUGAGAGUAUACUGCGCAUGCACGCGGCGACUCGCACAUAAGUGUGUCUGCUUGUAGCGGCGUAUUGCCGCUCCGAACAGGCACAUCUAAAGGCACUAUGUAGCGGUCAAUACGCUGUGGAUCCGCUCAUCUGAACGUACCCUUAAAAUGGACUAUCCAGGAAUAGAAAAUACAUAUACAUACUGUGCACCGCUUGGCGUUACUGCGGGGGAAUCCCGAUUCCGGUGUCUGCAGAAACCUUUCCGAGUAGUCCUAGUGCCUCAGAGUCAAGCAAAUGUGCAGAAUGUUUACCCUAAAGUAGACAUAAGAGCACAGCUUACAUUGUCACAUGGCAGGCGUAACAAGCAGGGCACAGUGACCGUUCUAUUUGGUUUGGCUGUUUGUCACAAUUUUUUUUUUUGCCUUAUUCUAAACCAGUAUGCCUCCAGCUGUUGCAAAACAACUCCCAGCAUGCUGGGAGUUGUAGUCUUACAACAGCAGGAGGCACAUUGAUUGGGAAACAGUGUUCUAAACUGAACCACAAUCUGUGGCCUGACUUACACCAUGUAAUGUCAGAAACCUGAUCUGUGCUCCGAGAGGGGUUUUAUGAUUGCACAAUCAGUGUGUUGGUCUCGCAAUCUAAUCCUGGCCAAUCAGAUUGGUCAUUGAGAUGGUUUUGUUUUUUUUGUCGGUCGCUGUGAUUGUUGGAAUUGAUAGAUUUAUAAUAAAUAAAAUGGAUAUAAUGUUUUAUAUUACCUGGUAUUUUAUAGCAUUACAUAGUUCAUAACAGUAACAUAGUUCAUAAGGUUGAAAAAAGACCAGAGUCCAUCAAGUUCAACCUAUAACCUUAAUGAGUCCCUACUGAGUUGAUCCAGAGGAGGGCAAAAAAAAAAAACAACUCAUACUAGAGGUAAAAAUUCCUUCCUGACGCCAAAUAUGGCAUCAGAAUAAAUCCCUGGAUCAACGUUCUGUCCCUAUAAAUCUAGAAUCCAUAACCUGUAAUGUUGUUGUUCUCAAAAUGCAUCCAGACCCCUUUUAAAUUAUUUUAGAGUUCACCAUGACCACAUCCUCCGGGAGAGAAUUCCACAGUCUCACUGCUCUUACAGUAAAGAACCCCCAUCUGUGCUGGUGUAGAAACCUUUUUUCCUCUAAACAUAGAGGAUGCCCCCUUGUUAUAGAUACAGUCCUGGGUAUAAAUAGAUCAUGGGAGAGAUCUCUGUACUGUCCCCUGAUAUAUUUAUAUAUAGUUAUUAGGUCUCCCCUAAGCCUUCUUUUUUUCUAAACUAAAUAACCCUAAUUCUGAUCAUCUUUCUAGGUACUGUAGUCCUCCCAUUCCCCGUCUUUGAACCCUCUCCAGCUCCACUAUAUCUUUCUUGUACACUGGUGCCCAGUACUGUACACAGUAUUCUAUGUGUGGUCUGACCAGUACUGUACACAGUAUUCUGUGUGUGUGGUCUGACCAGUACUGUACACAGUAUUCUAUGUGUGGUCUGACCAGUACUGUACACAGUAUUCUGUGUGUGUGGUCUGACCAGUACUGUACACAGUAUUCU